CUGGCACUGGUGGGAGUUGGCAGAGAGCAAAGCUACAGUUUCACCUGCCCUAGGAUUUGGGGGGGCCUAGGGCUUUGCACGUGGCUCCAGGCCCGCCCCCAGCCCAGUGAGGCCCAAGAGGGGUGACGCUCACCCUGGCCCUGCCCAGCAACUCUGCCACUUUCCCAGCUGCUCCCCAAUCCCUGGUCCUGUCUUUCCAGGUGUGCUGGAUGCUCUGGGUCCCUCCUUCCAGGCCCUUCUUCACAAACAGGUCCCCAUGAGCCCCUGAGGGUCAUUGUGUCAGUAUGGGUCCCCAGCAGUGGGCCCAGCAGGUCGCAGUUCACAGAGCACUUGUCCACCAUCUCACCUCACCUGGCUGCCGCCAGGAGGGAGAUGGGACAGGCCCCGUGGUUCCCGUCUGCCUCCAAGUCUUCCCCGUAGAGGAAGUGCUUGGGGCACCAUGCCAGGGCCCCACCUGCCCCCCAUGGCCCAUGAUUGUCUGUGACAUCCUCUCCCCAUCCCUCCCCAGGUCCAGAGGGCCUGUGGGAAACAGAAUCCUGCCUGCACGCUGUGUGGGAGGAAGGGGAAGGGGCUGGGUGGGUCCUCAGACUCCCCAGGGUAGAGCAUGUCUAGCUCAGGCCCCGCAGGGCGAUGCUAAGGGGAUAUGCCUUCUUGACGGGGUGCUCUCUACCUUUGAUCUUGCAGUGACCAUGGGACCAUGCCAAGGGACCUGGCCUCAUCCACACGACUUCCUCAGAGCCAUCAGCUCUGGAGCCCGAGUGAUCAUCCCCUCCCCUUCCCUUAUGCUGCCCCGCCAUGUGUGUUUGCUGCUCCCACUUCCCGUCUGAGCCACCAGUGAUCAGCUGGGCGAUAGGACAGUAAUUGCGCAGUGGGGACAGUUGUAAAGAGAUAACGACCACGACCACGCCCAGCGGACAGUUCCACUCGCAUGCUCUCAUGAGCUCUUUGCAUGUCUUGUAUGAGGUUCAGAGCAGCAGAUAGCUCGCCCAAGCUCACCCAGCCACCAUGUGGCCAGGACAGACGUCAGCCCAAGACAGACUCCAUCCCAGGCCUCAACAACCAUCCUGCACACCCCGUCCCACCUCUCCUAUUAUCUGGUCUGGGCAGGGAAGGCUGGGGCCUGCAGAGCUUGUCCUCUCCCCCUGGGGCCCCAACAAGCAUGGGAUAGAUCCAAGUCUUGUUCAACCCAUAGGCGUGAGGGAAGGUGCGUUAGCACCACUCGCAUCCCUAUAGCGAGGCUUGUGCCUGGCAUGUUACCGGUCUCCUCGAACCCCAACAUAGCCCUCCAUGGCAGUCCUAUUGCUGUUUCUGCUUUACAGAAGAAGAAACUGAGGGUCAGAGGGGUCCCCAGGUACUGAGAAGAGGGUCUGAGUUAGGAGUGUCUGAAUCCAAAGCCUGUGCUCGUCGCCUUUCCCCAGGGGUCUGCUGGGGUGUGGAAGCCUCUGUGGCUGCUGUACCCCAAUUUCACAGCCCCUAGCAGCGUCCCUGGGUGGGCUGAGCAGCCCCCUCUGUAGGCGGUCACAGGGUGGAGUGAGACAGGAGCGCAGCCCAGUUCCCCACACUAGCCUUUCACAACCCAGCGGAGGGUGGCGUGGAGCAGGAAGGCCGAGAAAGAGGCCACAGGAAGCAUAACACUGAGCAGUGUGUGUGGGGGGUGGGGGGGUGAGGGAGGUGGGGACAGGCCACACCACAGAGCCUGGGGCCUGAGGGACGCUCAGACACAGGGCUCUGGCCAGCGUGGGCAAGCCUGCCCAAGGAUGAUGACGCCCAGGGCCCUGGGGGUCCUGCUUUUCUCGCUCCUCUUGCUCUGGGCCUCAGGCAUGAAAAAUUCUAACAACAUAAGUGAGCAAUGGAGGAGGAAAACUGAGCAACGGAGAAACGUCUGCCUGGGGCUCGUCAAUGCGAACCAAUAUGAAGAUUUCUACCUGGAGAACACUGCUGACUGCUUCACAAAGUGCUCGGAGUCAAGGAAUGAAUCCUGUGACCUGGAAAACUUGCAGAGGUACUGGCUAAAAUUCGAGUACCAUCUGCUGGAGAGUCCGACGAGCAUAGUGAAUAUGUCUUUUUUGAAGGCUGCUGUCCAGAAUAUCAGCACCCACAUCUCAGAAGACCUGUUCUUCUCCCUGACACCUUCCCAGGUUCCAGGGCUGGUGACAGAGGACGAGCAUGAACACCCCGACAGAGUCCGGCUGCCCAGGAGUCUCUUUGAAUCCCUGCAGGAGAACAGGUCGGAGGUCUUGCUGGCCAUCACUAUCCUGGACGUCGGUCCGGGGAAUCUGUUCAAGGGCCCCCAGCUCAGCCUGGAGGACGGCAGCCGCGUGUUGAAUAAUCGCCUGGUGGGCCUGAGCUUAGGCAGUAUACCUGUCAGAAGGCUGGCUGAGCCUUUGGAGAUCACCUUCUCCCACCAGCACCUACCCCCAAACAUGGCCCUCAGCUGUGUGUUCUGGGAUGCGACUAAAGGAGACUGGUCUUCCAUGGGCUGCUCCACGGAGCUCAGAGCCAGGAAGACCAUCUGUCGCUGUGACCAUCUGACCUUCUUCGCUCUGCUGCUGAAGCCGAUCUUGGACCAGGCCACCGUCCAGUCCCUCAUUCGCAUUUCCCAGGCUGGCUGCGGAGCCUCUAUGAUCUUCCUGGCCUUUACCAUUGUCCUCUACGCUGCCCUAAGGUGCUACUGGCAGAGGUUCAAGUCAGAAGACGCCCCCAAGAUCCAUGUGGCCCUGAGUUUGAGCUUGUUUCUCCUGAAUCUCACCUUCUUCUUCAAUAUGGGGCACGGUCCCCAGCUGUCGGGUGCCACCUGCCGGGCCCGGGCGGCCGUCUUCCACUACUUUCUGCUCUGCACCUUCACCUGGAUGGGCCUGGAAGCCUUCCACCUCUACCUGCUCGUCAUCAAGGUCUUCAACACCUACUUUGGGCACUACUUCCUGAAGCUGAGCUCCGUGGGCUGGGGCCUGCCUGCCCUCAUCGUCUUUGGCACCGGGACUGCGGACAGCUAUGGCCGCUACACCAUCCGUGACAAGAGCAACGUCACCACCCUGGAGCUGUGCUGGUUCCAGGAGAAGACGGAUGUCUCUGUCCUCUAUGUCACCGUCCACGGCUACUUCAUCGUCACCUCCCUCUUCAGUGCUGUGGUCCUGGGUCUGGUGGCCUGGAAGAUUUUCACUCUGCCCAGGGCCACAGCAGGCAAGGAGCAGGGACCGAACUGGAAGGGGGUCCUCACCGUGCUGGGGCUCUCCAGCCUGGUGGGCGCCACGUGGUGGCUGGCCAUCCUCACGCCGCUGGGCUGGUCCACCAUCUAUAUCUUCGCCCUCUUCAACUCCUUGCAAGGUGUCUUCAUCUUCUGCUGGUUCACCAUGCUCUACUUCCCCAGCCGGAGCGCCGUGGCCUUCUCCUCUAGCGUGCCCCGAGCCGACCAGGUCCACACCAUGUCUCAUGAAUAGGAGGCCUCCGUGGGGUCAGGCUGGGAACCGGCCUCACGUUCUGGACUCAGCUCUGACUCCCCAGGUGGCCUCAGGCUGCCCCCUGUCUCGCUCUGGGCUUCAGUUUCCAUGUUUUUACAAUGCGGCUGGGGAGGGAGGAGAUGGGGACCAGGGGGGACCACCUGGCCUCAAAGGUUCCGUCCAGAUACUCUGAUGGGUCCUGAAGUCCACGAAUCGAGGAUAGUAGGAAUCUAAGUUUCUGAUUCCCCGAAGACCCCUGCCAGCACAGAGAGGUGCCCCCUCAUCCCUACCCCCACCUGAAGACCCCUGCCAGUACCGCCCCCUCUCCCCACCCCCACCUCCUCUGCCUUCAUAGCCAAGCAGCUCACCUCUGCCUUUGGCCACCUUCUGGUCUCCCCUUGAAGGAACCCAGCCUCUCCCCUUCCUCCCCCUUCCAUUGCCCCCCCACACCCCCACCCUAUGGCUGCCUGUCCCCACCCCCUCAGGCACUGGGGCAGUUGUGGACUAGAGCUUUAGGUCUAUCUUCAAGGAAUGAGCUCCCGCCAUUCAACGGGCUGCCAACCCUCCAGCUCUCCCGGGACACAGAAUUUCAGAGAAUGCCAUUUCUUCGGUAGUGGAUGUCAUACCACUAGUGGCUGCCCCCGGGUUCUGACGGCUGCUUGUGUGGUCCGACCUCCAAUCCGCCCGUCCCUGUGAGCUGGAGGGCGAAUGGUCCAGAGCUCUGCACAUGGGAGGGCCGAGGGCCAGGGCAGGGGAGCCGCGGGUGGAGCUAAGCGGAGAGAGAGCAGGCUUUUCCCCCAGAAUCCCAUGCAGCAGGCACGUCGGCCUCACUCCCCAGCUCAGCCCGGCCCGAGCCUGGCACGGUUCAGGCCCCAAAUAAGUAUCUGUUGGCUGAAGAGCUGGAUGUGCGAGUUUGGUAUCUGCUGGGCAGGGUUCUGAGCUGGGGAGGGUCUUGGGCCAGAUGCAGCACGGGUCUGUGUCACCUCCAGUGGCUGGCCUCUGUUUCACAACAUUGCGCUGGUUUCCUCAGUAGGAAA
This is a messenger RNA of Mustela erminea (ermine), 4474 nucleotides long. RefSeq names its product adhesion G protein-coupled receptor G3 (gene ADGRG3). The record is from RefSeq and is a predicted model, not a curated record. NCBI's taxonomy places the organism in Eukaryota, Metazoa, Chordata, Mammalia, Carnivora, Mustelidae. Gene Ontology annotation, biological process: cell surface receptor signaling pathway; adenylate cyclase-activating G protein-coupled receptor signaling pathway. Gene Ontology annotation, molecular function: G protein-coupled receptor activity. The coding region runs from base 1758 to 3437 and encodes 559 amino acids. The transcript is spliced from 12 exons. Gene Ontology annotation, cellular component: membrane.